UCGGAAUCACCUUUCAUUACGUCGGUGCGAUAAUCUCGUGUCUUUGAUGUUCUACAGGGAAGCAAAGAGUAGACCGUUGAUCGGUUCACCUCACCUAAUCCACUAAUGCACUCUUCCGCCCUUAUUCCCUUAGACUCGCCGACAAUUGCCAGAUUGAGGUAACACUCCAAAUGCUGUGCCGCCAAAUGGCCUCACGAAUGUCAAUUUUCAGGUUACGGACUUCUCACCGUCAUCGCCAUGAUGUCACGUAUUUACAGCUAUAAGAAAGUCAGAGUUUCGGUUCUCGAUCACUCAAUUUUUCUUCGCAUAAUAUUUUUAUUCUUGAAAUUUCAAGAUCAAUCAGCUCACCAUGUCUGCUCCAUUUGGCCUCGCUGUCGUGGGGACGAAUUGGAUCACCAACUCUUUUGUUCAAUCAUGCCAUGAGAGCAAACUAUUUCAACUCACUGCUGUGUAUUCAAGAAAGCUCGACACCGCAAGCAAUUUCAUUUCAGAGACGCCCUCGAUCAAGGAAGCUUCUAGAGUGGAAGCUUACGAUGAUUUGGACACCAUGCUGUCCAAAGGUUCCAACAUCGAUGUUGUGUACAUCGCAUCACCCAACUCGUUGCACUAUGAUCAGGGCAUCAAAUCUUUGAAUUCUGGCAAACAUGUAAUCAUGGAAAAGCCCUUCGCCUCCAACAUGAAGGAGCUCGAAGCCCUUUACGAGCUCGCCGACUCCAAGGGUCUCUUCAUUCUAGAAGCUUAUCGCCACAUUCAAGAGCCAAACUUCAAGAGACUUCAGAGGCUACUUGAUGAUGAGAAGACCAGGACGGAGAAGUUUGGGAAGAUUUAUGGCGCAAGCCUCUCGAUGGCAGUGUAUUCGCCAUUAUUUGGAGACAUCACAGAAGGCAACGUUCCAAAUGUUGCGUCUCCCAGGUUCAGUGGAGGCUGUUUAUGGGAUAUGGGUUGCUAUCCUGUCACAUUCGCUGUCCGACUCUUUGGCAAACCCUCGUCUCAGACAUACUUCCCAGUCAUCCUCGAAACAGGUGUCGAUGGCGGUGGUCUCAUCGUGUUCCAGUACACGCCUGAGUCUUCAAAGCACCAGCAGAGCUUUACACUCUCGGCCCGCACGAGCAAGAUUUAUGACUCCCAAGCACCAACCGAGAUCUACUGUGAGAAGGGAACCAUCAAGAUCUUUGGUGGUCAGGCUUCGAACGUCACAGACAUCUGUACUAUGGAGUUCAUCCCAAGAGGAUCACAAGAGUCUGAGGAGCUGGGAGAUACCAGCCCUGAGUAUACAGAUAUGUUGAACCUGACUUGGGAGGCCAAGGAGCUUGGACGUAUCAUUAAGGAGAGUGAUCGGGAAGCUGAAGCUGACUUGAGGGCACUUAGUCGAAGUGUUCUCACGACGAUGGAGGAUAUGAGGAAGAAGAAUGGUAUUGUGUUUGGUAGUGAUCCAUGAUUGGCGUGUCAUCCUUGGGACCUAGCUAGAACGUUGCAAGAUAAAUAGGUGGCUACUUAUAGAAAAAGCACGACUUCCUUUUUUCAUACCCGAUCUUCGAAGUCGAUAUCAAUCUGCGUUUCCCGGAGCUGCUUAAUUUUGCACCAUAUUCGGAAUUUCGUCACCGAGAGUCAUAUCGCC
Molecule: messenger RNA, 1618 nt
Organism: Fusarium odoratissimum NRRL 54006
Lineage: Eukaryota; Fungi; Ascomycota; Sordariomycetes; Hypocreales; Nectriaceae
Exons: 1
Coding region: 350-1438 (362 amino acids)
Molecular function (GO): nucleotide binding
Source: RefSeq, a predicted model, not a curated record